GGAUCAAAUCCUCGCCUUCCUCCGUUUGCUUUUAGUGGUGAUGAACAACACGAUGGUAUAAGAUCAGUCAACGAGCUUGAAUCGAUUCAAUCGGUGACAACAACUUCUCCUACUACUGCAUUUGAAGACGCGAGAGUAGCUGACUCCUUAGCAGAAAUGGAUCGUUUGGAAGCUGGGCAGAAACAAGGAACUUCAUGGCAAUCUACAGGAGCCAUCGCUGGAGCACAAGUACCGCCGAUGGAGCGUGUGGAAGAAUCUGUUGACACGGUGAUCGAAUUAGGCCCUACCUCAACUGUAGCUCCUUCACAAGCGCCAUCUGUUACGGAGUCUCUGGAUCCAAUUGCAGAAUACAAUCGUAAAAUUGUAGAGUUGGCCAGACGACGAAGACUACUUAAGGAGCAAGGCUACAAGGAGUAUAAAAAGAUAAUGUUCAAGAGUGGACGCAAUAUCGUUCCUGUUCGGCUUUUCUUCGACACUGAUCCUCAUCCAGAAAUGCUACUAGAAGAGCCAUUCAAGCGUUCUAUCACUUCUCCAGCUGAAACCGAUAAAAACACUAAAAUGGUGGCAAGCGCAGAAAAAACCUUUGACGGUGCAGCUGCGACGAAGAACCAACUGCAAACGACAUCCAAGCAAGCGCUACUGCUCAGCCCGGAAUCACCUGCACCGUCCACUGUAGCCAUUACUAAAAAAGGUUCUGUACCCGUAACAGAGCAGAUUCUGAUCACUGGUGUCACGAAGGGCGUAGAAGAUAUUGAUGGAAGUGGAUGGCCACCCACUACAACCAUAGGGAGUGUAUUAGACGCACAGGAAGAGCUUCUUACUGCCGGUCUUCACACUGGUGAAGUAGGAAAAACGACUCAAGCACUCACUUUGAAACCUAAACCGAUAGUUUCGGGAGAAGUGGUGGAAAGCGGUGUUACCGCAUUUGAAGCAAAUCCUCCAGCAACAAAAAAAUUUAGGGGAACCGCAAGUUCUGAGACAAAUCCAACAUCAUUUUCGGGAAGUGAAAGCUCUGCAAGACCAGGUACUUCACUAUCAACAUCCGAAGCGUUUGAUCUGACCUCCGCAAAUACUGAUGUGAAUAUAUCGCGAGACAAUGAGGAACAGCUAACAAAUGUUGCUACUGGCCCAGUGAGUUCAAAAGGCUCAACAUCAUCACCUAGCAUGACUACUGCUAUCAAGACUAUACCCGUUGCUGUUUCUCAAGCUAAAAUAGAUUCUGAAGUGACUACCGCUCUUCAGGGCGGAUUUGAUGAGCGAUCAUCAAGUAGUAUUGACAUUACUUCGACUACACUCAAUAUGAAGUCUCCUGUCGACAUUACAACGGAUGCCGAGAAAACUUUUGAAAGCUUGAAGUCAAAAUCCGGCACUAAGGCUCCAAAGAAAAGUGGAACCAAGACCUCUGCCAGUGACUCAUUGUCACAGAUUUCCGGCUCCGAGCAGUCGACGAAGAUUACGACUGGAGCAAUCAGUACUGACGGAGAAUCUUCUGAAUCUGAAAGGGGUUCACAACUGGCAUCCGAAAGUCAAUCUUUAGAAGCUGGUGCCAAUUCGCCAACAUCCGCAGAAGGCACUUCUUCCGAUUUCGCUACUAGUGCAAUGCACUCUGCAACAUUCGACGGCAAAUCGUCCACAUUGGACACUGAUGCUCCUUCAACGUUCGAUAGCAUAACUUCAGAUCUUGCAGCAAAUCCCCAAACAACGUCUGAUUCGCAGUCGUCUGUAACCUUAACAAAUCCAGCCACAUUCGAGUCAGAAAUUACUAGUGAUAUUGUCAAUACUGAGAUACAUUCGCCUACUACUCUUGAUGCAGUUUCGACUGAUAUUACAGCGGACGCACAAAGCUCUCUUGGUACUUUAUCGUCAGAAUUGGUUCCAACUGAUGAACCCACGACAUUUCCUGAAGAUAUCACACGCUUUGGCAAAAUGAUUGAAGUGCGACCAUCACCGUCCAGUCAAAAAGUCGAGGAACCACUAGAGAUGAUAGCUUUGCCUAGAGAAGAAAGUAAGUUCACAUGA
Messenger RNA from Cylicostephanus goldi, 2019 nucleotides. The record is from the annotation of a GenBank genome assembly. NCBI's taxonomy places the organism in Eukaryota, Metazoa, Nematoda, Chromadorea, Rhabditida, Strongylidae.